GUUGUGCAGGUGGACUUCUGGGUACUCGGCGCAUUGGACAUCCGUAUCAAAACCGGACGCCACCCAAGAGGAAAAAGCCGCGUACGUCGUUCACCCGCAGUCAGAUAUCACAGCUCGAAGAGAAGUUCAACAAGCACAGAUACCUGUCAUCUGUCGAUCGCGCAGCCUUAGCAAAAGCGCUUAAGAUGACCGAUGCGCAGGUCAAAACAUGGUUCCAAAACAGACGCACCAAAUGGAGACGUCACAUGAUGGAGGAACGGGAAGCUCAGAGGCAGAUGGCCACGAAAAUGAUGCAGUCCAUGAUGGACGACCGGGACGGCGGCGUACGUCUGGGCGCGCUGCAGGGCCUGCAGGCCUGGUCCCCGGCCGCCAUGUCGCCCGGCGGCGGCGGGCCCGGCGGCGUCGGCGGUUCACCGGUGGCGCCCCAACCGCCGCCCGGGCACUUCGCCCUGUCGCAGCCUCCGGUCGCUUCGCCAAUGUGCUGAACGGGGCCCUCGGACCGCGUGCGGCGGCCAAUAUUUUUCGUCGUCGUCGCGAUCACGCGUACUCACAUUCCUAAGUCCUCGCCGCACGCUCCGCGUACUCAUAUUAAACGAAAUCAUUAUGUCUUGAUGAGAUCAAUGUACCACCUGUGUCUGUCUGUGUGUGUAUAUACGUAUAUUAACGUACUGAUGCGCGCUACUAAUGCGUGUGUACCGACGAUAUCAACGAUCGUACCGAUAUUGGGUUGAACAAAUACAGAUAUUUUAUAUGUCGAAUAAUAUUUUACGUGUACAAGCGUGUGAUAGUAAUAAUAAUUGUUAGUCAUUUUAUAACAUAUUAACGUGUUAAUUAUAUUAAUAUGCAUAUCGUGUGUACAGAGAUUCGUAUUUUUAUGCCAUUUUUUAGCGAUAAUUAUAAUAAUAUUAUGUGUCGUAUAUUGCACAAAAAAAUAUUAAACGUGAGAUCCGCAAAUCGGAACAUAAUGCGUUUUUAGGACAAAUACCGAUAUAAUUAUCGUAUCGAAAAACGUAAAAUAAUCCGUUCUUCUAUUACGGCGGAAAAAAAUACAGAUUUAAAUAACUAAUAAAAACCCUUCUGUUCCCAUAGAGAUUAUGGAGAAAAAAAUAAUAAUUUUUUCGUACGUAGAAAUUGUAAUAUGUAAAUUGUGUACAGUCAUCUGCGCAUACAAGACGCUAAACCAAAACAAUAUACCUUUGACACAUUUAAUUUACACACAAAUACAUAUGUGAUUCAGUGAUUGUAGGUAUAUUGCAUUAAGUCAUCGUAUUGAUUAAUUUUAUUAUUAUUAACAUCAUUGUGUAAUAUACGACAUAUAGCUUAUCGUCUUCAUAUAAAUGUAAUGACGUAGAAAUUAUAUAUUAUAUCGUUUUCUUUUCGUGUAAACAAUGCCAACGCCAUUGUAUCAUAAGUAUAUUAUAUUAUAUUCGUGUAUUUUUAAUUUAAACAUUAUUGAAACUUAUA
Melanaphis sacchari is the source of this 1464-nucleotide messenger RNA. Its product is annotated as T-cell leukemia homeobox protein 3-like. NCBI's taxonomy places the organism in Eukaryota, Metazoa, Arthropoda, Insecta, Hemiptera, Aphididae. Gene Ontology annotation, molecular function: RNA polymerase II cis-regulatory region sequence-specific DNA binding; DNA-binding transcription factor activity, RNA polymerase II-specific. Gene Ontology annotation, biological process: regulation of transcription by RNA polymerase II; animal organ development. The record is from RefSeq and is a predicted model, not a curated record. Gene Ontology annotation, cellular component: nucleus.